UGAAAUGAGGUGUGCUUGUUUUUAAAAGAGCUGCUGCAGGUCAGCCACAGAACAUCGGAGGACAGCCAAAGAGAUUGCUUCGUCUUAUAGAAGAGUUUUACACACUUUUAUUAAAAAUGCUGAGCAGGGUCUUGUUUGCCUGCGUGUGUCUGGGUCUGUACAGCGCAUGCUCCUCUCUGAGCUGCAGGUGGAUGGAUAAAAAAUUCAGCCAGUUCAGUGGAGCAUCCUUAGACCUGCUGGAUAUGAUGGCUGAUCAUCAGAUCAGUGAGGAUGAAGAAGUGAUUAUUAUUCCUUUCCCUCAUUAUCUUUACCGCCAAGCUUCCAGAGCCCCGAUGGAGGAUAAAGUAGCGUUCAUGGUCCAGAUUCUGAAGGAGGUGUCCUCCCUGUUUGAGGAGGACCAUGUCUCGUCAUCAUGGGAGGAGGUCACAGAGGAGAACUUUCUCAGUGUCAUCAACCAACAGGCAGAUGAGCUCCACUCCUGCGUUGGAGGACACAGGUGGACAAACACGAGGCUCCACAUGUAUUUCAAGAGACUCUCACGCACUGUUUUUGGACAAAUGGGCCACAGCCGUGAAGCCUGGGAGCUGGUUUUGAAAGAAAUCAAAGCUCAUCUGAUCAAAGCAGACCAUCUGGUGUCAUCUUUAGUCACUAGAAAUUGA
This is a messenger RNA of Nothobranchius furzeri (turquoise killifish), 659 nucleotides long. RefSeq names its product interferon a3-like. Lineage: Eukaryota; Metazoa; Chordata; Actinopteri; Cyprinodontiformes; Nothobranchiidae. Gene Ontology annotation, cellular component: extracellular region. Gene Ontology annotation, biological process: response to exogenous dsRNA; defense response. The record is from RefSeq and is a predicted model, not a curated record. Gene Ontology annotation, molecular function: cytokine receptor binding.